AUGAGCGGGGACAAGAUCAAGAGAGCUGGAUUUGGGAUGCAAAUGGAUCAGCAACAACAAAGUUUCCAAGGAAUUAGCAUUGUGACUGAGGCAUAUGCCGCCACCAACAAUCCUUCUUCCCAGCAGCAGCUUCCUGUCACGGGCCAUGUUGUGGUUCAGAGAGGAUCCUCUGCCCUCCCUUGCUGUGGUAUUGGCCUCGGUUGGUUCUUGUUUAUAUUGGGAUUCAUAUUGGGUGCAAUUCCAUGGUAUGCUGGGGCUUGCGUUUUCCUCUGUGCCAAGUAUGACAACCGCGAGAAGCCUGGACUGAUUGGUUGCUGUGUUCUU
Linum tenue is the source of this 324-nucleotide messenger RNA. NCBI's taxonomy places the organism in Eukaryota, Viridiplantae, Streptophyta, Magnoliopsida, Malpighiales, Linaceae. The record is from the annotation of a GenBank genome assembly.